AACCGAAAGUGCUAGCUAAUAGGUCCGAAAUAGUAUUUUUAUUGCACACCGCAAAAAUUUUGCGUUAACCAAAUUUAUAACCACACUAGACAUGGCUUCUUAUCGCAGCAUCGGCAGUUGCAUGCGUCGAGUGUACUUUAGAAAUUCUCAACAAAUUGCGGAAUUAUCACGUAACCUUGGUCAAAAACGUUUGCUUUCAAAUGCCGCAUCGCAGCCGAAACGUUCGACUGGCCCAAGUACUAUCAAGUUGGCCGUGUUGGGAACAACAUUAGGUGCUACCGGUGGCACUGUUUAUUCGCUGUAUUUAAAUUGGAAAGACAAAAAUUCGCAUAUGGAGCAUGAGCGUACACCACCGGCCAUUAUAAAUGAAUUUCCGUCAAGUGUUAAAAUAACCAAACGUUUUGUUAAUCCCAAAGAUACAUCUGGACUCGAUAUAACACUCUUCCAGUUUCAAACCUGCCCAUUUUGUUGCAAGGUUAGAGCUUUCUUGGAUUUUAUGGGCAUCUCAUACAAGGUGGUGGAGGUUGACGCCGUAUUAAGACAGGAUAUUAAGUGGUCGGAAGUGAAAAAGGUACCUAUGGUGCUGAUACGUCAGCGUGAUGGACGUUACGUACAAAUGAGUGAUUCAAGUGCAAUUAUUUCAUUGAUUGCCACCUACUUGAACGACAAAACUAUGGAUAUUGGAGAAUUGGCUCAGUAUUAUCCAGCAAUAUCAUUUUUCGAUGACAAUCAAAAGAAGCAGAAUGAUAUUAUGAACAAAUACUUCCAAAUGUAUCAGGAUCGUACACCCAAGGGACAUACUAAGGAGAUGGAAGAAUUAGAACGUAAAUGGCGUACAUGGGCUGAUUCCCAUCUCGUACAUUUAAUCUCCCCAAAUUGUUAUCAAUCUUUGGGGGAAGCUUUUGAGACAUUCGAAUGGUUCUCACAAGCCGGUGAAUGGGAUAUCCACUUUCCGAAAUGGGAACGUGAUCUAAUGGUUUAUGCGGGAGCAACGGCCAUGUGGGGCAUUGCUAAAAUCUUAAAAAAACGUCAUCAACUUACGGAUGAUGUGCGUUCCCAUAUUUACGAUGCUUGCAAUAAGUGGACAAAAGAGGUGGAAAAACGUAAUACCAAAUUUUUGGGUGGUAAUCAACCCAAUUUGGCGGAUUUGUCGGUAUACGGUGUUUUAAGCAGUAUGGAAGGUUGUCAAGCGUUCAAGGAUUGUGUACAAAAUACAAAAAUUGGUGAAUGGUUUUAUGGUGUCAAGCAAUUGAUUCAACAAAAUCGCGGCAAUUUAAUACGUGAACGUAUUGAGGGUGAAAUGCCCACAAUGUUAAGUGCUAUUACCAACUAAUUAUGAAUAUGUCUUCAAACAUAAAUAUUUAUUUAUAUUUUUAAUAGCUAUAAUUUUAAACGAAAUAUUUUUUAACAGAAAUGUUGAACCAAAUAAAACCAACUAUUAAUCAACUAACGUUUCUAAUAAUAACAA
Molecule: messenger RNA, 1468 nt
Organism: Calliphora vicina (urban bluebottle blowfly)
Lineage: Eukaryota; Metazoa; Arthropoda; Insecta; Diptera; Calliphoridae
Gene: Su(P)
Product: prostaglandin E synthase Su(P)
Exons: 3
Coding region: 92-1333 (413 amino acids)
Cellular component (GO): mitochondrion
Molecular function (GO): prostaglandin-E synthase activity
Source: RefSeq, a predicted model, not a curated record